GCCCGAUUUAAACACUCCUCGCAAACACGCACAGAGUCGCCGACGCCAACGCACGCCGCCGCCCUUGAAGUUGGGAUCCGCCAUCGCCGACGAACCUAACCGCCGCCGCCACUGCCGCCUCCUUACCCUAAUUGUGCUUCUCUCUGGACGCCGGCGUAUUUUCCUUCAUCGAUCCUUCUGAGGAAAGGCUGCCCUUUCUCGUUCUCUCGAUAUAUUUUCCCGAAGAUGUCUCGGCUUUGCGUCAAGAAUUUGCCCAAGUACGCCGAUGAGAACCGGCUCCGGGAGUUCUUCUCUCAGAAAGGGGAGGUCACUGAUGCUAAACUCAUGCGCACUAGAGAUGGAAAGAGUCGGCAAUUUGCAUUUAUUGGUUUCAAGACUGAGAAGGAAGCUGAAGAUGCGCUUAACUAUUUCAACAAUUCUUACAUGGACACAUGCAAAAUCACAUGUGAGGUUGCUCAUCGAGUUGGUGAUCCAAAUAUUCCUCGUCCAUGGAGUCAUUACUCUGCAAAGAAAGUCAGUACACAUAGUCCAAAUGAUUCAAAUAAGAAGAGUGAAAUGAGGGUUUCCAGCUCAACUUCUGAUGACUCUUCGCUUAAGCAAAAAAAUGCCAAGCCCAGUGAAUAUGAAGAUCCUAAAUUUAGAGAGUUUCUUCAAAUCAUGCAGCCACGAUCAAAACAGAAGAUGUGGGAUAAUGAUACUUUAGCUCCUUCUGAUGCAAUUGUGAAAGAUGGAAAUGUUGACCAAGAAAAAGGGAUUUCAUUAAGCCGUGGAGAAAGAGUCUCUUCUGAAACAGUAGACAGGGUGCAAUUAAAUGAAGAUGAUAACACAACAGAUAUGGAAUAUUUUAAGAGUAGGGUCAAGGCAAAUUGGUCGGAUUCAGAAGAUUCAGAAAUAGAAGGAGAUGCAUCUGAUGGUGAGCCUAGUAAGCCUGAUGUAAAUGAUGAGAUGAUUGAUAUGUCUGGUAUUGAUCAAGCCCUAAUGCAAGUGGAAUCUUCAAAAACUUUCAUUGAGGAGAAGAAUGACAAUGAGAUCCCUAAUUCAUCAUUUAAUGAUGAGUAUAAGCAGGAAUUAGAAACUGGCCGAUUGUUUAUCCGCAAUCUUCCAUAUACAGCAACCGAAGAUGAUCUGGCAGAACUUUUUAGCCAAUUUGGUGAACUGUCAGAGGUUCAUCUUGUUGUCGACAAAGAUACAAAAAGAUCUAAAGGAAUAGGUUAUGUCCUUUAUGCACUUCCUGAAUCUGCAAUAAGGGCACUGGAAGAAUUGGACAACUCAAUAUUCCAAGGCAGAUUGUUGCAUAUUAUGCCUGCUAAAGGGAAAAAUCCAACUAGUGAAAAGAUUGAGUCUGAACAUGCAACUUCUAAAAAGAACUUGAAGCAGCUACGUCAAGAACAGAGGAAGGCAUCUGAAGCUAGUGGUGAUACACGAGCAUGGAAUGCUCUGUUCAUGCGUCAAGAUACAGUAGUAGAACACAUUGCAAGGAAGCAUGGUAUCAGGAAAAGUGAUCUCCUUGACAAUGAAGCAAAUGAUCUUGCUGUACGUGUAGCUCUAGCAGAAACACAUGUGAUAGCAGAAACAAAAAAGGCUCUGUCCAAUGCUGGAGUUAACAUUAAGGCAUUAGAAGAAUUUGCUUCUAAGAAGGCUGAAAAUUCCAAAAGAAGCAAUCACGUGAUAUUGGUUAAGAACUUGCCCUACACUUCUAAUGAAGGAGAUCUUGCUGGCAUGUUUGGAAAAUAUGGGAGUCUGAACAAAGUUGUUCUCCCACCUACAAGAGUCUUGGCCUUGGUAGUUUUUCUUGAAGCUGGAGAAGCUCGUGCUGCUUUUAAGGGUUUGGCUUAUAAACGAUACAAGGAUGUACCGCUAUACUUGGAAUGGGCUCCUACCGACAUUUUAUCUCCUAGCCCAAAGUUGAACAAUGAAGAACAAAACAAUGUAGUGGGUGAAGAAAAACUUAACAAAGUUUUAAUUCGGCAAGCUGUGGAAGGAAUAGCGGAAGAAGAAAUUGAUCCUGACAAGGUUGAGUCACGGUCAGUAUUUGUCAAGAACCUGAAUUUCAAGACUACCGACGAGUUACUAAGGAACCAUUUUAGUGACAAAAUGAAGAAUGGGACACUUAAAAGCGUAAAGGUGAAGAAGCAUGUUAAGGGUGGCAAGAAUGUCUCUAUGGGUUUCGGGUUCAUCGAAUUUGAUUCCGUGGAAACUGCUACCGAUGUAUGCAAGGAUCUACAGGGAACUGUCCUGGAUGGCCAUGCUCUUAUCUUACAACUUUGUCAUUCAAAGAAAGCCAGUGAGGCACCCAAAAACGAUGAGAAAAAUAAGAGCUCAACGACACUAAUGGUGAAAAAUGUUGCAUUCGAGGCAACAGAAAAGGAUUUAAAGCAGCUUUUCAGUCCAUUUGGUCAGAUCAAGAGCUUGAGGUUGCCAGUGAAGUUUGGUGGCCACCACAAGGGUUACGCAUUUGUCGAGUACAUCACGAAGCAAGAGGCCCAAAAUGCAAUGGAGAAUCUGUCGAGCACACAUCUCUACGGCCGCCACCUGGUCCUCGAACGAGCAAAAGAUAAAGAGACGAUGGAAGAUCUAAGAGCAAAGGCGGCUGCUCAGUUCGCAGAUGGACACAAUGUCCUGUCCAAGAAACGAAAACAAGAUACUUUGGCAGAGAAAGUCGAGAAGAUUGCAAGAAUAUUGUAGUUCUUCUGAAUGUGGUUGUAUCUGUUUUGCUCUACUUCUUAAAACUAAUUUAACAUGUAACAAAAAGAAAAUGUUGUAAGAAAUUUUGUUUGAAGUGUAAGUUGUGGUAAUUGUGAUUUUAAACCAUUUGCGGUUUUGUUUAAA
Zingiber officinale is the source of this 2829-nucleotide messenger RNA. RefSeq names its product multiple RNA-binding domain-containing protein 1-like. Gene Ontology annotation, molecular function: RNA binding. NCBI's taxonomy places the organism in Eukaryota, Viridiplantae, Streptophyta, Magnoliopsida, Zingiberales, Zingiberaceae. The record is from RefSeq and is a predicted model, not a curated record. The transcript has 15 exons. Bases 226 to 2685 code for a protein of 819 amino acids.